AUGAGCGAAAGUGAGCGGAAAGACUUCGUACUGAAUGUUGAGGAUGAUCUUACCGCUCAAUCAGAUGCAAAAGAGGAGGAGAAGGAGGAAACAACGAGAUCAGAAGCACUGAAGCUGGUCGAAAAUGGGCUCCGUGAUGCCGCAGACGUGCCUGCAGUCGUCGUGGGAAAUGCUGGAGAUGCAAUGGAUGAAGAUGGCGAUUCAGAAGCGGAAACCUUGAUACAAUCGCCCGAAAAGAAACGCAACAGUGUCGCAGAUGGCUCGAAAACAAUGCAACAUGUUAGCAUGGCUCGAUCUGAUGCUGGCUCCAUUAUUCUAACGAACACCUCGGACAAGGAAAACACGACCCGUAAACGAAAGCGCUCGCGCGAACGAGGCAGCCACGACUCGGCCUCCGAUACCUCAAGCCGUCACAGUUCGCCAUUGUCAUCGCCCCUGGUCCAUCCACAAUCAGAUGUUGGUUCUGAUCUUAAUGCUGCAUCAGAUACAGAAUCAUCUCCUAAACAAAGCAAUAAGAGUGACGUUCAGGAUUCCAUUGAUUCGCUCAAGAAGCGCAGGAGGCGUCCUUCCGAGAUCGUGCCACCUUCGUUGUCUCGCAGGAGAAGCAAGCGCAGCAGUGUUGACCUCCUCGAACGUAGGGAGACCAGAUCUGCGACAUAUCCACGUCCAUCAGACGACGAGAAAUCGGCCUCACCUGAGCCAAUAUCAAGUAAAGAACACAGACGUGGUGCAUCCACGCAGUUGACGACGGGCGAGUUCGAGAGAAAGAAGCGAGGGAGACCUCCGUUGAUCAACACUAGACGCAAUCGAAGUGCCGAUCGAGUCUCCAAUUCCUCUGGUGAAUCUGAACCAAGAACAGGUCGGGCACGUCCCCUAAUUCAUAAAUUCGCCUCGAACGAUCAUGAUACUAUGUCGCCGGCAAAGGUUGGCCCUAGGAAGUGGAAGGAUAAGAAUGGUCGCACAUAUCUAGCUCGUGCUUGCGCAAACUGUGAUAUAGAGGCUGCGACCGCAAAACUGAUUGAACGACCAGAAGAUCUGAAUAUGGAGGAUAAUGCAGGUAACACACCAUUGCAGAUCGCCGCUCUUGAAGGAUUCGAGGAAAUUGUAGAGUUUUUGUUAUCCAAGGGUGCAGAAGUCAACGUCCGCAACGUUGACAAGGACACUCCGCUCAUCGAUGCGGUUGAGAACGGACACGUCGAGGUUAUCAAGUUGUUGUUGAAAUAUGGCGCAAACCCACGUAUGGGCAACGCUAAAGGCGAUGAACCUUACGAAUUGGUCCAUCCAGAUGAUGAAGCAUACUCUCAAAUUCGCGAAAUGCUAGCCGAGGCCAAGGACAAGGACACAAAGAAAACUCCUGGGAUAGACGCCUUCGAUUCUCAAGCACGUGAAGGCCAGACAUCUAGAGCUGCGUCUGCGGCAAGCCCUCGCGAUUCGCCACCGAUUGGCGCGCCCAGAAGUCCGCCUGCACUUGGUUCUCGCAGAAGGACGGGUAGAAGCGAAUCUACUCGCAAUGAUCUCUUGUGGCAAGCCAACACACAAGAAAAUCUUGCAAAACUCGCAGGAAAGGGCGAUGUUCAGGGAGUUGCGAACAUAUUGAGCAUCCUAGAGAAAGCUGAGACAGAGUCCCUGAUUGCUGCUGCAAAGGCUGGUCACGAGGAAGUUCUGCAAUUACUUAUUGCCAUGGGCCGGCCAGAUCCUGACCCGGAACCAGUACGCAGUUCCAAAAUGGUGCCUGGUUACAAUACACCUAUGCUCGCAGCUAUCGGACGUGGACAUCCUGAUGUUGUGAAGCUUCUGGCAAACCAGUCAGGUUUCAAUCCCUGUCGGAGAUACAAGGAAAAGACGUACUACGACCUGGCAGAGGAUCGUCGCGGCAAUCGUUGGGAAGAAGAAUUUAACGUGCUUAGAGCCGCAUAUGAUAGAGCUAAAGGCAGAAAGACGAGCUCACCUCGUAAGACAAGGGAAGGCGAGAGAACGAGACCACGUCGCAGCUCCUCAUCUGUCACAGAGGCCAAACGGCAGAUGCCAAGUCCUACGCAGACACAUCGAUCACUUCCUGUUCAAGCACCUGACUCUUCGCCACGAGAGCGACGCAAGAUUAGCGACCCCGAUCGACUCAAAGCGAAGAUCGAUAUGGAGUAUACGGUCGCAGUUACCUCGGAUGUUGAUCAGACUGUGGAUGCUCCUGCCAAAACGCAUCGUACGAGAAGAAGUCAAAGCGAUCUCCCACCCGUACCCGCCCUAGAAAGUGAGCCCUCGCAGAAGCGCAGACGCUUAGUGACAGGUAAAGAACACAGAAGUCGACACACUGUAAGUACCUCUUCCGAUAAUGAAGACUCUGAAAUGAUCAAUGAUGAGCGAGAAGACCGGCCACAGCUGGCUUUGAAGAGGAGCCGUGUCAGUUCAACUCCAGAACCUCCUGGGGGCAACAAGGAAAGGAAGAAGAGGAGAACAGUCCUAGAAAGUAGUCCCGACGAUAUGAGACCACGCAUGAACAACCCCACUGAAUCUGCAACCAUACCACCUAUAUCGGCAGCUGAGCCCGAAGUGAAGCCCUCGGACGACCAGAACACUAGUACGGACGUCAACAUGUCCUCGCUACAGAGAUCUCGAUCGAACUCUGCUCAAGCUGUGCAAGCGAACGAAGUCAAAGAAGAGCCAUCGCCGACCCACAAUGAUCCGAUCCCCACCGAUAUUGAGGCCUUACCAGAUGCCGCUGAAGAAUCCGAUGACCAUUACUCGCCACCGCCUGCUGUCGAACCCACUUAUGAAGAGCGUGAAGCCGAACGCAGAGCCAAAGAGAGUGCUGAUCGUGCUGCCACAGAAGAGGCAGCACGUCAAGAAAUUCAACGUAGAGCAGAAGAAGAGAGGAUAGCACAAGAAAAGCUUGCUGAAGAGGAGAGACUCCGGCAAGAAGCUGAACUGAGAAGGAAACAAGAAGAAGUCGAUGCUCGCCGUCGACAGGAAGAGGAAAGGCAAGAACGUGCAAGGCGGGAGCAGGAGUCUAGGAGACGCCUCGAACUAUUUGAACGAGAACGGAAACGGCUUGACGGGCUACCUGUUGUACUUGCAAAAACAGCUCGCAUGGUAGACGACGGUGAUUCUGAAGUGAGAAGUCCGCAAUGGCUGAGCAAGUUCUUACCUCUAUACUGUGUCAAAACAUAUCAGCUCGACCACAACUGCGAUUCAUCUAUUGCUGAGGAGUCAUGGGUACCGAACUUCCAGAUUGCAGGUCUGCUAGGUACAAAAGACCUGAACCUAUCUGAAUUCAAUUCUUUUGAAAAGCGGCACGUAACACCACACGAGCGACAAUGUAUAUGGAGAGUCGCGCGGUUGAAGUUGUCCUACGACUUCAAUCCGCUUUGGACAACGUCAGUCAGCAAAGCUAACGAGAUCGAACAUAUUGCGCAAGAAAAGUUUAUGUCUAUGGCUGAACUUUUCUGGGUCAAGCUAUCCAACUUCCUUGACCAGUUGCCACGCUUUCCUCAUUUGCAAAGGAAUUUGCCUCGUCAGACUAUCUCGCUCAAAUCCUAUCAUGAGAUCCUAGGUACAAGCACGAAGAUUGGGCUAUUGCAACAGUAUGAUAACUUGCCUAAUGGUAUAAGUACACAUAUUCAUACAAAUGGCGAAAACGGAAUCACCUAG
Messenger RNA from Lithohypha guttulata, 3645 nucleotides. RefSeq lists its product as uncharacterized. Gene Ontology annotation, biological process: protein K6-linked ubiquitination. Gene Ontology annotation, cellular component: BRCA1-BARD1 complex; BRCA1-A complex. NCBI's taxonomy places the organism in Eukaryota, Fungi, Ascomycota, Eurotiomycetes, Chaetothyriales, Trichomeriaceae. The record is from RefSeq and is a predicted model, not a curated record. Bases 1 to 3645 code for a protein of 1214 amino acids. Gene Ontology annotation, molecular function: ubiquitin-protein transferase activity; protein binding. The transcript is spliced from 2 exons.